GUUUGGCCAGCCUGACUUUACAAGGGGCCACCAUCCUGCGAGUUGGCAAAGAUUGCGAAUGAAUAAAAGAAGAAGAGAGCCAUCGAAAGCUUCUUCUUUCUCUAUGACGCUCAUCAUAUCACUCCACCCCACACCCUCUUUUCUUCCGCCUUCUUUCAUGUGCCUAAAGUUUACAAAAGCAAAAGAACCAGCAACCGAUCUUCCAUCACUUCCUCUUCUUCUUCGCCUUCGUUCCCUCCUCCUUCUUCUUGCUCUUCAUCCGAUCAAAUGGCCGCAAAGCCAGUAAAGCGCGUCGAGUUCCGUGCACCACCCCCUUCUCCGAUCGCCGCGUUCAAGAUUGGGUUGGAAAACGAAGCGUCGCUCGAUGAGUUUCUACGUCGAUCGGUCCGCGUGCCGGAACUGAUCCUGCCGUACCAUCUAUUUCCAACGGAAGAAUUCGGGGGCGACCCGCCGGAGAUCGACUUCUCGGCGUUGGCUGCGUCGGAAGAUAGGUCGGUGGCGGAACUGCUGAGUUCCGCAGAGGCGAAGGGAUGCUUUCAGUUGGUGAACCAUGGUGUUCCCAAGGAGACGGUGGGCGCGAUCAGGGAAGCGAUCACCGAGUUCUUCAACCUGCCAUCAGAGCAGAAAUUGGUGCUGUCGCGAAACCCCGCAUCGAAAUCCGGUUAUGAGGAAAUUUCCGGCGAUGGGUUUCCGAUAACCGAGGAGCUUCUCUGGUGUGGAGACGAGAAGAAGAUCAUGUCGCCGGCCAUGAGCAGCGUGUGGCCACAAGGAUCGCACGGAUACAAGAACUUCAGAAGGCAGUUGAAAAGACUGUCGAAAGAAACUGAAGGCAUAGCCAGAAAGAUUUUACAGGUACUGCAUGAAAGGGCGAGCAGAAAAAGAGUGCCAUCGGAACCAUUAGCAGCAGCAGAAGAAGAAAAAGGAACAGUUCGUCCAGUUUUUUGCUUUUACAAGCACCACUUUGAAUCUCAAGAUGGCCAGCAGCUACAGGGUGAUCAUUUACACACGGACGUCCUGCGGUUACUGGUCCGCAGAUCGGAUUUUUCUCACACUCUCUGCAUAAAUUUCCCGUGUGAUUCGUCCGAGUUCCGGAUUUACUCGAAGAAGGGAUGGACAUCUUUUGUACCCAAGAAAGAAGCUAUCAUUUUCACUAUUGGAGAUCAAAUUCAGAAGAGGAUCAAGGGGCAGUACAAGCACGUCGUGGGAAGAGGCAUGUUAUCAAUUAGAAAAGACCGUGAUCACAGUGGAGAUCAAGUUUCGGUGGCGUUGUUCUAUUCACCCUCUCCAAGCCUUCCUCCUCCCCUUUCUCUUGACAGCCAUGCUUCAGAUCACCAUGAGCAACCAUGCGAGAGGAGUAUCACGAUCGUUCAACAGAUCAAAAUAGUGCUUUAUCUCAUACUAUUCUACCAUAUUCUCAACUUCAUCAAACAAUUCACAUAGAUCUCUCUCUCUCUCUUUCAUAUGUUUGAAUGUGGUUGUGAGAUAUCAUUUUAGUCGACAGAUGCCUGUAAUACGAGUUUGAUUCCAAUGUUUCUGAUUCGAAGUUAAUGCAUAUGUU
This is a messenger RNA of Nymphaea colorata (pocket water lily), 1558 nucleotides long. RefSeq names its product flavonol synthase/flavanone 3-hydroxylase. The coding region runs from base 268 to 1440 and encodes 390 amino acids. NCBI's taxonomy places the organism in Eukaryota, Viridiplantae, Streptophyta, Magnoliopsida, Nymphaeales, Nymphaeaceae. The transcript has 3 exons. The record is from RefSeq and is a predicted model, not a curated record.